This is a messenger RNA of Puntigrus tetrazona (Sumatra barb), 2123 nucleotides long. RefSeq lists its product as uncharacterized. The record is from RefSeq and is a predicted model, not a curated record. The transcript has 8 exons. Lineage: Eukaryota; Metazoa; Chordata; Actinopteri; Cypriniformes; Cyprinidae. The coding region runs from base 48 to 1553 and encodes 501 amino acids.
UCAGGAAGGACUGAAUACAACAGAGAAGAUCACUGAAGAAGAGAAGAAUGAAGAUCAUCUGGACUUUGACUCUGCUGAUGAUUCCUGGUGUGCUGGGCUUCAGAGUGACGGGAUAUUCAGGAGGAGGAGUCAGCAUCACAUGCAGAUAUAAGACAAAAUAUAGAAACAAUGCCAAGUAUUUUUGUAAAGGAGAGUGGUCAGAGUGCAAAAACCAAAUCAAAACGAAAACUAAAAACAAAUGGGUUGAUUCUGGAAGAUUCUCUCUGUUUGACAACACCAGUGCUGCAGUUUUCACCGUGACUUUCAGAGAUCUGAGAGAAGAGGAUAAUGACAUAUACUACUGUGGAGUUGAGAGAUCAGGACUAGAUCCUUACACUGAAGUGAAGCUGAACGUUAUAUCAGGUCAGAAGAUCAGUGCUGUGUCGGGAUAUUCAGGAGGAAACGUCAUUAUAAACUACAAAUAUGAGAUGUCACAUAUGAACCACAUGAAAUACAUCUAUAAAACUGUAGCAGAUGGAUUUCUUCCUUUAAUAAACACUAAAAGAGCAGCAGAAUGGACACAUGUGGGUCGAUUCUCUGUUCAUGACGACAGAUCUGCUCGUCUCUUACGUGUUUUCAUCACAGAUCUGAAUCUGAACGAUUCUGGAGAAUAUAAGAUUAUAGUCCAAGUUUCUGAAGACUACAGUUUCUUCUCUGAGUUCCUCCUGAACAUCAUCGACGCUGAUUGUUGUGAGAAGAGCAUCAGUCUAUCAGCUGCUGCAGGAACAUCUGUGAACAUCAGCUGCAAAUACCCAGGAUCCCACAGCGCCGACGUGAAGUUCAUCUGCAGGAGAUCUGGAUCUGAUCUCUGUGCUGAAGAGACGUUUGUGAAGGAGAGCAGAAGAUGGAGCGCCGAGGGACAGAUCCAGCUGUAUGAUGACCGAAAGCAGCGGCUCCUGACGGGAACCAUCAGUCAUGUGACUCCACGACAUUCAGCUGAAUACUGGUGUGGAGUUCAGUCUGAUCAAGAACACAAGAGCUUCAUCACACGAGUCCUCCUCAGAGUCACAGACACAGAUGUUUCAAAAACGACAUCGACAAACGAUGUUUCAUCAUCAUCAUCAUCAUCAUCAUCAUCGUCUGUUUUCAAAGCAUCCACGUCUAGCUUCACAUCAGAGUCUCCUCUCGUGUUACAAGACUCUUCUCUGAUCAUCUCUCUGGUUCUGGUUCUUCUGGUUCUGAUCAUCGUUGGUGUCUUCUUACUGGUUUUCUGUAAAAAGAUUCGGUCUCGAGCCAGUGAUUUGUCGUCUCAGUCUGGAGCAGGAAAACAUGAGCUGGAUUCUCACACUGCUUGUGUUUAUGAGGACAUUAAAGACAGUUUACCCACAAACCCCUCUGUUUCUCCUGACUGUGUUUAUGCUACAGUUCAGAAAGAGUCUCAGACCUUCAUCACAUCUGCUGAGGAUCUGAAUUACGCCGUGGUGAACUUCCAGAAAGACUGUCCUGACAGAGUCAGAUCGAGGAAUGAUCAGGAUUAUACUGAAUAUGCUGCUAUCAACUAUCUCAACGCCUGACAGCACCACAUAAACUUUUAAUCUAGUAUUUCAGAACCUUCUUGCAUAAACUGUUUGGUUUUUGUAUGUUACUAAUUUAUCUAAAUAUGAGAGUAUAAACUCUUUGUGCGACAUGCAGCUAUAUCUGAAAGAUGGUGAAGCUUUUAUAGCAAGCUUUUUAAACAUAACAAAACUGUAUUAGGUCAACUUUGUUUUUAAAAGUGAUUGAUAUGUAAGGGAUAAUACACACCCUGCAGGUUAUUAUUGCAGAAUAAAGCUCUAGUUGUACAUUACGCAGACUUCUUGCCACAAAAGUGAAUAAUAAGACACGAAAUCUGAAUUUAAAUACUGUCAUCUGUCCACUGCUGAAAACUUUUUUUUCCAUACAUGUUGAAAUUAAUAUUGAAGUCCUCCAUUUUAACUCGUGGCUAAGUGUUUUAAGUCACAAGAUGGCGGCAAACUGUCAGCAACUACAGAGUGAUACGUGACGCUCAAGAUGAUUAGUACUACCCGGAUGAGCUUGUUUUACUAGUUGUACUGGUUGUUAUCCUGGAAUAAAAAACCUUGAAAUGUGGCAAUAAAAUAAAAAAA